Scophthalmus maximus (turbot) is the source of this 1900-nucleotide messenger RNA. RefSeq names its product eukaryotic translation initiation factor 2B, subunit 3 gamma (gene eif2b3). The transcript has 12 exons. Gene Ontology annotation, biological process: cytoplasmic translational initiation; biosynthetic process. Gene Ontology annotation, cellular component: eukaryotic translation initiation factor 2B complex; guanyl-nucleotide exchange factor complex. The record is from RefSeq and is a predicted model, not a curated record. NCBI's taxonomy places the organism in Eukaryota, Metazoa, Chordata, Actinopteri, Pleuronectiformes, Scophthalmidae. Bases 352 to 1713 code for a protein of 453 amino acids. Gene Ontology annotation, molecular function: translation initiation factor activity; guanyl-nucleotide exchange factor activity.
AAGUGGUUUUCCACACGGACGUAUUUCACUGAAAGCACACAGGUGUCAUCAUCCAGAUGCUAGCCGUUAGCUUCUUGUACUCAAACUCUAGCCCACAGCUCGGCAGGUGACUAAACUUCUGUCACUGCCGCUGUUCCCGGUGGGUGUUUGCUCUUCAGAGGACGCGGUGUCCGGCGGUUCUUCGAACUGUCCUUAAAGCAGCCGUAUCGUUUUGUUGUCCUGUGCUAAUCGUUAGCCAACUGCUAACAAGUGUGUCACAGCAUCGGAGUUACAUGCGUCUGUGACCAUCUUCCAGCGGCAGCCGAUCCACGGGGACCAAGGAGCCUCUGACAGCCACCCCCGGCAGAUAUCAUGGAGCUCCAAGCGGUGCUGAUGGCGGCCGGAGGGGGCUCCCGCAUGACUGAUCUGACAUUCAACAACCCCAAGCCUAUGUUGCCCGUUGGCAACAAGCCCCUCGUGUGGUAUCCCCUCAACCUGCUGGAAAGGGUGGGGUUUGAAGAGGUGAUAGUGAUCACCACCAAAGAGGUCAACAAGAUGAUGAGCACAGACCCUAAAAUAAAGGAUGUGAAGAUAAAACUGGAUGUGGUUUGUAUCCAGGAAGACGGAGACAUGGGCACCGCAGACGCUCUCAGACACAUCCAUCAGAAGAUCAAGUCAGACAUCCUGGUGGUGAGCUGUGACCUGAUAACAGAUGUGGCGCUUCACGAGGUGGUUGAUCUGUUCAGAGCCCACAAUGCAACAGUGGCCAUGCUAAUGAGCAAAGCACACGAAUUCACAGAGAUAGUCCCCGGCCAGAAGGGGAAGAAAAAGACAGCUGAGCAGAGAGACUUUGUUGGUGUGGAUCAGUCCAGUAAAAGGCUGCUGUUCAUGGCCAACGAGGCAGAUCUGGAGGACGGGCUGUCGAUUAGGAAGUCCAUCAUGAGGAAACAUCCCAGGAUGCACCUCAAAACAGGCCUCGUCGACGCUCACCUCUACUGUCUGAAAAAAGCCGUGGUGGACUUUCUCACAGAGAACAAGUCCAUCUCAUCAAUUCGAGGUGAGUUGGUACCAUAUUUGGUGCGGAAGCAGUUUUCCAAAACAACCGACAGUCACAAAGUCAAAGAGGACGCAGAGGAUCAGAACCAGAAAAAGAGUGACUGCUCUACAAACCAUGAGAUCCUCAUCUCAUCACGGGACGAGCCUCUCCUCCAGCUUUCCCAGGAGCGCUCCUGUUGGAACGACCAUCACGGUGACAUGAGCGAGGCUUACCAUGGAGGGAAGCUGCGCUGCUAUGUUCACAUUAUGGACCAGGGCCUAUGCUUUCGCGCCAACACUAUACCUGCUUACAUGGAAGCAAACCGACUGACCCCAAAGCUGUUUGAGGAGCCAGCAGUCCAUCCGUCUGCCGUAAUUUCUGACAGAUGUCAGAUGGGAUCAGACAGUAUCAUCGGAGCUCUGAGCCAAGUAGCAGAUAAGACUUCCAUUAAGAGGUCCACCAUCGGCAACUCCACCACUAUAAAAGAGAAGGUCAAAGUCACCAACUCCAUCAUCAUGCAUGGGGUAACCAUCGAGGAGGGGUGUAACAUCCAGAGCAGUGUGAUCUGCAGUAAUGUCGUUAUCGGCCGCGGAGCAGACCUCAAACACUGUCUGGUUGGAAGCGGACAGCAGAUCGAUUCAGAUGCUGAAAGGAAUAACGAAGUCAUCGUUGGAACGGACCAGCUGAUGGAGAUCUAGCUUAGCGAGGGAGCGACGUCGUUAACCAAUCGGAGACCAGCAAAGCGUGGAGGGCCAACUAAUGAAUGGGCUGACUGACCAAUCAGAAGCAUGGAUUGAGCUGCUUUGACUGUUCCACACUCUCCUCCACCACUAGGCCUUUUUUGUACAUUGUGUCCAAAUAAAACAGGUCUGCUUAAACCCAUGA